Messenger RNA from Misgurnus anguillicaudatus (oriental weatherfish), 1749 nucleotides. It is a transcript of the gene fgb, whose product is annotated as fibrinogen beta chain. Gene Ontology annotation, biological process: blood coagulation, common pathway; protein polymerization; fibrinolysis. Gene Ontology annotation, molecular function: extracellular matrix structural constituent; signaling receptor binding; protein-macromolecule adaptor activity. Gene Ontology annotation, cellular component: fibrinogen complex. The record is from RefSeq and is a predicted model, not a curated record. NCBI's taxonomy places the organism in Eukaryota, Metazoa, Chordata, Actinopteri, Cypriniformes, Cobitidae.
ACACUGAAUUAUGAACAGCUCGGAUCCUCACACUGUCACAGAAACAGAAGUGUGAGCACUACAAACAUGAAGCUUCUCUUGUUACUUUUUCUGUGUGUUGCUGGAACACUCGCAAAGGAAAGUACAGAUUAUGAUGAUGAGGACACGGAGACAACAAAACCGCCGAAAGAAUUUGUAGAUCCAAGAGGUCAUCGUCCUGUCAGCAGAGGUCGUGAAACAUACUCCCCAGGCCCAGUUGCACCACCUCCUAUCAGCGGGGGGAGUCGUUACCGUGGGAGACCCACUCCAGCACCAGUAGGAAGGGCUGUAGAGCAAAAAGAGGAGAUUCCGGAAUCCGGCGGAUGUACUCACCUCUCUGAGACUAUGGGUGUUCUGUGCCCCACAGGUUGUGAGUUAAAAAAAAACAUCCAGAAGCAAGAACGUAAUGUAAGGCCAAAUGUAGAUCAGCUGAAAAGGUCUGUAGAUGAAUUAUAUCAAUCCUCCAACCAUAUCUACGGGUAUGUCAUGGAUAUGUCGACAGAAGUCGCCCAGAGACAAAGAGUGAGCCAAGGCAACGGCGAUGUGGUUAAUCAGUACACAGAGACCCUAGAGACCCAGCAUGCUUUUAUAAAGGACGCCGUGGACGUCAACUUCCCCCAGAACAUCAAAAUCCUUCAGGCCGUGCUUGACAAGGUCCGUGAAAAGAUUCAGCGUGUGGAGAAAGCCAUCACUGCGCAGAAGGCCAGGUGCUCGACACCCUGCAGAGUCUCCUGUCCGAUUCCAGUGGUUUCUGGCAAAGAGUGCGAGGAAAUCUACCGCAGAGGUGGAGUGGAUUCUCAGAUGUACCUCAUACGGCCUGAUGCGCUCAACGUGCCUUACAAGGUCUUCUGCGACCAGACCACUAAAGAUGGAGGUUGGGUGCUUAUCCAGAAUCGUAUGGAUGGCAGUGUUGAUUUUGGCAGGCGCUGGGAUGACUAUCGUCGAGGCUUUGGAAAUGUCGCCUUUGAUGUGGGUAAAGGACACUGCCAAACUCCAGGUGAGUACUGGUUGGGUAAUGAGCGCAUUAGUCAACUCACAAAGAUGGGCCAAACUGAGCUUCUGGUUGAAAUGGAAGACUGGAAGGGUUUGAAGGUCCAUGCCCAAUACGAGCAGUUCACCAUGCAGGGCGAAUCCACAAAUUACAUCCUAUCGGUCAACCGUUACUCUGGAACCGCCGGUAACACGUUCAUGGAGGGUGCAAAUGAACUGUUCGGGGAGAACCGUACCAUGACAAUUCAUAAUGGCAUGAUGUUCAGCACGUACGACAGAGACAAUGACAAAUGGAUACCUGGUGAUCCUUCAAAGCAAUGUUCUAGAGAAGAUGGUGGCGGAUGGUGGUACAACCGAUGCCACUCCUGUAAUCCGAAUGGCAGAUACUAUUGGGGCGGAUCAUAUACGAAAAACAUGGCCAAGCAUGGCACAGAUGACGGCAUUGUGUGGAUGAACUGGAAGGGCUCGUGGUAUUCACUCAGAUCUAUCAGUAUGAAGAUCAGACCCUAUGUGAAACCGUGAAAGACUAUAUAGAGAGAAUAGAGGUUAAUAAAAAGACGAUUAAAAGUUUACAAAAGAUACUAGGCAUGUAUCGAUGCUAAAGACUUAUUAUGAAAAGUUUUUGGAAGUAUGCAAAGAAAAAUGCAUUAGCAUUAAAUGUUUUAACUUGAAAAACAUGCUAUGGAAAAUGAGAUAAACACCCAAACCUCUGAAUUCUCAAUAAAGUUGACCUGCAACAUA